AUUAAUGUGAUACGGAAUUACCCAACCCUCGAAUCUCUCCCUCCCUUUCUUUCCAAGCCAUUCUGCAAUCAUGUUGCUACUACCGUGUGCCUUCGCUUAGUUGCAAAUUCCAUAUUUGUGUUGAUUACCCAUACGCGAUCAAUCGCGUUGCCGUUAAUCCAAUCUUCUGCAACGAUUUAUAGGAGCAGCCGAUCAAAUUCGCGAGACUCAUCAGCUAGCUUCAGCUGAUUCCAAUCCUCCACUUGUCCUUGCCCAACCUGGUUUAGUAUCCCCUUAAAUUUUCAAUCGCUUUCUUUCUGCAAGCAAGGGGAAGAUGGCAGACCUGCCUUAUCACGUGAGAUCUUGCUUGCAAUCUGGGAAACUUGCUUUGCUAGCAAUUCUUGUCUCAGGGGGGAUUGUACUGCAAAUACUGGCUUGUGCUUUGUACAAUAAUUGGUGGCCAAUGCUGACAGUUUUAAUGUAUGUACUUCUACCGAUGCCUUUACUCUUCUUUGCUGGAUCCAACGCCUCUUACCUUUAUACUGAAUCAAGUAAUGGUUGGAUAGAUGCUACUAAGUUUAUGACCGGUGCGUCAAUUGUUGGUAGCAUUGCUAUACCAGUUGUUCUCAAGCAUGCUGGUGUAAUUGGUUGGGGAGCAUUAGCAAUGGAGCUUUCAUCAUUUCUCAUAUUUGGUAUGGCCAUUUUGUGUUUUAUUGGGUCGAACGACGAUGAUGCGUACAGUAUGUUUUAAAACCGAAGAUCAGAAGCCACCUCCUUGAUUUUCUUCGUGUGAUGCAUUGACUGUGCUAUUAUUUCUGGUUUAUUUUUUCAUGUCUUCUUGUGCUUCGCCAUGCCUACUCUGCUUUGUAAAUGUAUAAACAAUUUGUUUUGCAACCAAAUUUCUUUAAGGGAUCAAGAUUGCGGUGGCUGUUGAGAA
Salvia hispanica is the source of this 916-nucleotide messenger RNA. Its product is annotated as vacuolar protein sorting-associated protein 55 homolog. Lineage: Eukaryota; Viridiplantae; Streptophyta; Magnoliopsida; Lamiales; Lamiaceae. The record is from RefSeq and is a predicted model, not a curated record. Gene Ontology annotation, biological process: late endosome to vacuole transport via multivesicular body sorting pathway. Gene Ontology annotation, cellular component: endosome.